AUGUUCCAGUUCAGAAUUCUUUGGCUCGAUGCAAAUUCAUCAGAUCCAAUGAGUAGCUUUCGCAUUAAACUUGGUGAUGCAGAAACAUUCACAGAUAUAAAUGGUUGUAUUCAAUAUAUCCAAUCUCAUCCAGAUCAAUCGAUUUAUCUUAUUAUUUCGGGUUCAUUUGCUAGAGAUAUUGUCCCAAAAAUCUAUGAUUCUUCAAAUGUUAUACAAAUCUUUCUUUUUUGUGGCUCAGUUAAAGCUUAUGCGGAAUGGGGACUGGACUAUUGUGAUAAAAUGAUGAUAUUUGAUCAUGGAGAUGAUCUUUUGGAACGAUUAUGGAACCAUUUACACGCCAAUUUACAGGAACAAGCGGCACUAUGUUUCAAAUUUGUAGAGAUGUAUAAACAACGUGUUUUGCAAUACAAACGUCCUUGUGGUUAA
Molecule: messenger RNA, 426 nt
Organism: Rotaria sp. Silwood1
Lineage: Eukaryota; Metazoa; Rotifera; Eurotatoria; Philodinida; Philodinidae
Source: the annotation of a GenBank genome assembly